Prosopis cineraria is the source of this 1317-nucleotide messenger RNA. RefSeq lists its product as uncharacterized. The coding region runs from base 254 to 1072 and encodes 272 amino acids. Gene Ontology annotation, biological process: protein retention in ER lumen. Gene Ontology annotation, cellular component: membrane. Gene Ontology annotation, molecular function: ER lumen protein retrieval receptor activity. The transcript is spliced from 6 exons. The record is from RefSeq and is a predicted model, not a curated record. NCBI's taxonomy places the organism in Eukaryota, Viridiplantae, Streptophyta, Magnoliopsida, Fabales, Fabaceae.
CUUGUUUUUCCUUUUCUUGGCCUUGCAAUCGCAGUUGCGCUCGAAUAUAGCAGAGGCUCAAAUUCAACCCUAUUUCAGAAAUUGGGGACUUCAAGUGAAAAUUUUUCUGACUCCCCAAUCAACAUACUCUGAAUCUUCGAUUCCAUUGAUCAAGCAAAAUCGAUUUUCUUCGAUCUGUUGCCACCAUAAACUAAAAGAUUUGCAUGCAAAUCCAGAGAGAGAAGACAAGUGAAGGUAAUAUAAGGACGUCGUCAUGAGGCCUCAGAGGAACCCGAUCCACGCCGUCUCAACAUGGGUGAGGCGACAACCUCCGAAGGUGAAGGCUUUUCUGGCCGUGGUUUCGGGUAUGGCGGCUCUUGUGUUGCUUCGAGCCAUUGUUCACGAUCAUGAUAACCUCUUCGUAGCCGCUGAGGCUGUGCACUCUUUAGGAAUUUCCGUCCUCAUCUAUAAGCUGAUGAAAGAGAAGACGUGUGCUGGACUGUCCCUCAAAUCCCAGGAAUUAACGGCUAUCUUUUUGGCUGUUAGGCUGUACUGCAGUUUUGUCAUGGAAUUUGAUAUACACACUCUACUUGACAUGGCUACUUUGGCAACAACACUGUGGGUCAUUUUUAUGAUACGUUUUAAGCUCAAGUCUAGUUACAUGGAGGAGAAGGACAACUUUGCAAUAUACUAUGUGGUGAUACCCUGUGCUGUGUUAGCCUUGUUUAUUCAUCCGUCUACUUCUCAUCAUCUAUUGAACAGGAUUUUCUGGGCAUUCUGUGUAUAUCUCGAAGCAGUUUCAGUGUUACCCCAACUGCGGGUUAUGCAGAACACCAAAAUUGUUGAGCCAUUCACAGCUCAUUAUGUAUUUGCAUUGGGUGUGGCAAGAUUCCUAAGCUGUGCGCAUUGGGUUCUUCAGGUGUUAGAUAGCCGUGGGCAUUUGUUAGUUGCCCUGGGAUAUGGUUUAUGGCCAUCAAUGGUUCUUUUCUCAGAAAUUGUCCAGACUUUCAUCUUGGCAGAUUUUUGCUACUACUACGUUAAAAGUGUUAUUGGGGGACAGCUUGUUCUUCGUCUUCCCUCUGGAGUGGUGUGAUUGAAGAUCUUCUGCGACGAGCACAUUCUCACUUGGAUUUAACUUAAUCUGCCAACACUUAGGGUCAUCUUCGCUUCAAGCAUGUUGUGUUGAUGCACUUGUUAGGUCUUGAUGUCUCAUGAUGCGAAAGAUGAUUCCUUCUUUGACGAAAAAAGUAAAGGAAUGUUUACGUUUACACUUACAGUAUGUCAUUUGUAUUCUGUAGUCGAACAUACUUUAUACACAAGAUUUCUGAUUGUUCUUUC